AAAAAAAGUAUAUAAAACGUUGAUCGAGUUAUAAAUAAACUAAAAAAAAGAAGAUCUCCAACUACUUACAACUAGACAUUAUAGUACAGUAGAGAUUAUUUCUAAAAAAAUAAUAAUGAAAAGUGUUAUCUCAUUGUAUUUAUUAGUAAUUAUAUCAUGUACAUUUGGCGGUGAAUCUUAUAUACCAUAUACACCAUAUUCAAAUGAUAAUUAUGCUACAUAUAAUGAUAAUGGACAAUAUAACAAUAAUAAUGAUUAUUAUGGUGGAGAUAAAAAUCGUGGCAAUGAUAAUCAUGGUAAAAUACAUACACAAGGCAAAUUUAUAGCAUAUGGCAAUGCAGAUAAAGGAUUAAAAUAUCAUCAAACUACAUAUUUCCAUAAAGGUAGUAAAUAUCAAAAGAAAUUUGCUAAUUAUGAUACAAAAGGUAAAGUUCAUUCAUAUGGUAGACAAAAUGUAAAAGCUAAAUUUAAUAUUGAAAGUAAAUUAUAUUCUAAAGGAAAAUAUAAUGGUGGUAAAUUUGAUCAACUUGCUGGUACUGGAAGUGGACAAUAUAGUGAAGGACAAAUACCAAUUGAAUAUGCUGCAUAUGGAAGUGGUUCAACUUAUAAUGCUCCAACAAAUUAUGAUACUACUACUAAUAAUUAUUAUGAUCAAAACAAUGGAGAAUCAUCAAAUGAUAAUGGAUAUUCUGCUGACAAUUAUCAACCACAAUAUUAAAAAAUAAGAAAAAUUCAGUUUGACUAAUAAUAAGAUAUUAACAGAAAAAGUCUAAUACUAGUUUGUAAAGUGAACACAUAAUAAUUAAAAUAAAUUGUUUAAGAAUG
Messenger RNA from Schistosoma rodhaini, 825 nucleotides. The record is from the annotation of a GenBank genome assembly. NCBI's taxonomy places the organism in Eukaryota, Metazoa, Platyhelminthes, Trematoda, Strigeidida, Schistosomatidae.